ACGUAAGGACGUGCUUGCGUCGGGGGCGGGGCCUGGAGUCCCAGCCAUUCGCCAACGGAACCAGGACCUGCCGGUGUCCUUACCGGGCCCGCGGACCUGACAGUGGACAGGCGCGUGCCCAGAAGCCGCUGGCGGACUCGCCCAGGGACCAUGGCUACAGCGCUCCUAGUAGCUUCGGCACGCGCUGUGCGCCGGUCCAGUUGGCUUAUGGAAACAUUGCAGACACAGAUUAGAGGCAACCACCAGCGAGCUUCGUUGUUGUCUUUCUGGGAGCUCGUUCCCAUGAGAGGAGAACCUUUGAAGAAGAAAAAGAAGGUAGAUCCUAGGAAAGAACAAGCAGUAAAGGACCGUUUGAAAAAGAGGAUCCGAAGAUUGGAAAAAGCUACCCAGGAACUAAUUCCCAUUGAAGAUUUUAUUACCCCUGUGAGGUUCUUGGAUAAAGAGAGACAGCGGCCUCAGGUGGAGCUCCCCUUUGAGGAGAGUGAGCGGAGAGCUCUGCUUCUGAAGAAGUGGUCCCUGUAUAAGCAGCAAGAAAAUGAGAUGGAGAGGGACACCAUCAAGUCCAUGCUUAAGGCCCAGCAGGAAGCUUUGCAGGAGCUGCAACUCCUAUCUCCAGAGCUCCAUGCGGAGGCCACCAAGCGAGAUCCCAACCUGUUCCCCUUUGAGAAGGAAGGGCCGGAUUAUACACCACCAAUCUCCAAUUACGAGGCCCCUGAAGGCAGGUACCAUGACGUUACCAAGGUGUACACACAGAUGGAAUUCAAAAGAUAGCACUGAAGGUAGAUGUUCAAAGACCUGAUUGCUUAUGAAAGCCAGGAUGACCUGAGUUCAGGCAUGUUGUGAAUAAAUGUACAUCUAAUCAA
Molecule: messenger RNA, 863 nt
Organism: Erinaceus europaeus (western European hedgehog)
Lineage: Eukaryota; Metazoa; Chordata; Mammalia; Eulipotyphla; Erinaceidae
Gene: MRPL40
Product: mitochondrial ribosomal protein L40
Exons: 4
Coding region: 151-771 (206 amino acids)
Cellular component (GO): mitochondrial large ribosomal subunit; mitochondrial ribosome
Source: RefSeq, a predicted model, not a curated record